AGGCCCCGGGCCCCGCCCCGCGCGCAGGCGCACCCUCGCUGUUCGGGUCCGCCCUUAUUGGAGAUUUGAAUUUCCCCCAGCGAGGCGAGCGAGGCGAAAUACCCGUAUGGUGAUUGCUGGCCUUUUCGCGCCAAUACUGAAAAAGGCAGAACGUUCCUCCACUGGAGCCAACCAAUCAGCAGGACUCCUGCCUUCCUUCGGGGCAAGGUCGCAGCAUCUGCCUCGGAAAUCACGGGGCUUCUUCCUGCUGGCUCAGCUGGGAGGCCCAGAGUGUUCUGCAGAGGCCGCAUUUUGAAGGCUCCUCUCUGAAGCUCCCUGACCCAGGUCAUACCUUGACGUCCAGAUGAAGCCGGAGUGGGGACAGGCCCUCAUGCACGUGGCUGUGGCCAGCAGCCUCUGUGCUGUGGCAGUGUCCACAGGCAUUUUUGACAGCGUCUCUGUGCAAGUGGGCUACGAGCACUACGCCGAGGCGCCGGUGGCCAGCCUCCCUGCCUUCCUGGCCAUGCCCUUCAACUCGCUAGUGAAUGUGGCCUAUGUGCUGCUGGGGCUGUUCUGGCUGCGCAGGGGUGGCGUGGUAGGACCAGGUACCCGCUAUCUGAAGGAUGUGUUCGCGGCCAUGGCCCUGCUCUAUGGCCCCGUUCAGUGGCUGCGCCUGUGGACACAGUGGCCCCGUGCUGCCGUGCUGGACCAGUGGCUCACCCUGCCCAUCUUUGCAUGGCCUGUGGCCUGGUGCCUAUACCUAGAACAGGGCUGGCGGCCCUGGCUGUUUCUUUCCCUUGAGUGUGCCUCCCUGGCGAGUUACAGCCUCACUCUGCUGCAUCACCAGGGCUUCGAGAUAGUGCUGGGCAGUCACGUAGUGGCUGCUGUGGGGCAGGCCCUUUGCACCCAGAGGCGCUAUGGCACCGCCACCUCGGCCACGUACUUAGCUUUGGGAGUGCUCUCCUGCCUGGGCUUUGUGGUCCUCAAGCUGUGUGACCAUCAGCUCGCACGGUGGCGUCUCUUCCAGUGCCUCACAGGCCACUUCUGGUCCAAGAUCUGUGAUGUGCUCCAGUUCCACUUCGCGUUUGUGUUUCUGACGCAUUUCAGCACUCACCCAAGAUUCCAUCCCUCCAGCAGGAAGAUGCACUGACAACUCCCCAGCAUUGAAACUGACUCUGGGAUGGCAGCGUGGUAUCAGUGUGGGGCGUCCUGCGGGUGACGGUACGCACUGAUCACCAAGACUGCCCUUCCCUGAGAAGCUACAGGCUUCGGUGUGGAGGGGUGAAACGCUGUGAUUCUGGCAACUUACUUUCAAAGACAGAAAGCAACGAUCCCGGCACAGGGGAUGCGGGUACUCCUGAUGUAAUUCUCAUAACUUUUCUGUACUUUGAAAUGUUUCCAAAUAAAUAUUGGCAAGGGUAGUGGAAAUGACCCUAAGAAGUCCCUCAUGCACAUGGUUGGACAGAGA
Molecule: messenger RNA, 1447 nt
Organism: Callithrix jacchus (white-tufted-ear marmoset)
Lineage: Eukaryota; Metazoa; Chordata; Mammalia; Primates; Cebidae
Gene: TMEM187
Product: transmembrane protein 187
Cellular component (GO): transport vesicle
Source: RefSeq, a predicted model, not a curated record